AAAAAAAAAAAAAAACAAUGAUUGUCAUGUUGAUGGUUCCUUGAGACCGCAAAUUCAAAUGUUAGUACUGCUACUGGAGAGAAAGUUUGGAACAUAGAUCAAGAAGGUAGAUCUUGACAUUCCAAUUGCCCCCCACCUUUCUCUUGCUCGCCAGAGAUAUUCAGAUGAGUGUGAAGCUGCAACCAAUGAGCAAAUCAAUGUUGAAUACAACGUUUCCUAUGUGUACCACUCUCUGUAUGCUUACUUUGAUAGAGACAAUAUUGCUCUGAAAGGCUUAGCCAAAUUUUUCAAGGAGUCUAGUGAAGAAGAAAGAGAACAUGCAGAGAAGCUGAUGGAAUAUCAGAACAUACGCGGUGGAAGGGUCAAACUGCACUCAAUUAUCAUGCCUCCUUCGGAGUUUGAACAUGCUGAAAAGGGAGAUGCAUUGUAUGCAAUGGAAUUAGCAUUGUCCUUGGAGAAAUUGACAAACGAGAAGCUUUUGAGCCUGCACAAUGUAGCAGAACGAAACAAUGAUGCUCAGAUGGCGGAAUUCAUUGAAAGCGAGUUUUUAUCUGAACAGGUGAGAGCUCACGGCUUAGCAUUUAGUAAAAGAAUUAUUCCAAGCAUCAAACAGGAUCUGUUUGAAUGGUGAUUUAGGGACAACAAGUGCGUAUUUUAUUUUUUGAAUGGAACAUCAUGGUUUUUGGUGCCUUAUGCCACACAUCAAGAGAAAUUCACACCUGUAUUUGCCCAUAUUGAUUAUUGUGUUAAACCCAUAAACAAAUAAUUCUGUCAAAACUGACAGCAAUACCAGGUUCUAGGGAAAACAGAAACAAUUUUGCCUUUGCUCGAGUUUUUACAACAUCGUUUUCUACAGGUUGAAGCUAUUAAGAAAAUAUCAGAAUAUGUUGCUCAACUGAGGAUGGUUGGAAAAGGCCAUGGUAUGAAUCAAACCCUUAAUUGUCAACUGGUCAAUGUCAUCUAUUCUUUGAUUGGCUGCUUACUGGCAUCCAAUUUCUGCCAUCAUCUGUGUUCAUUUAUGGGGACUAAGAGCAAACUGUGGUGCUUGCAGGAGUGUGGCACUUUGAUCAAAUGCUCCUCCAUAACGGUGAUGCUGCAUAACGAAGAUUUCAGAGGCUGCAUCAUUGGGAUUCUAGUUUCCCCAUUGCUAAUUUGUAUUUUAUGCUCUAGAAUAUAUUGAGAUAAUAAAUUACUUGUGUUUACUGUAGACAUAUGGGUGGUCAGUUCUUUCUUCUGUUAGAGAAAACUUCCUUUGAAAUUUUAUCCUUGACAAGAUUUGAGAAGGCCUGAGAGUACAAGGUGAACAUCCUGGAUGAUUUACAAUGUUCUCUUUUGGAUCUUAUAUCAUGAUUCACAUGUGAAACCUUGUCAUGGGGUGAUUGUACAAAUUAUUAAGCCUAUUUAAUAAAACUUAUUUUGAUUCCAGUUUUUACAAGAAUUCCCCAGAUCCUCUCUGUUUCUCUUACUUACAAUGUCAUUUUGGAUAAGCAUUGGACUCUUCUAUUUUCCCUUCCCAAAUGUUAAGAAAAGACAUGAAACUUU
Molecule: messenger RNA, 1542 nt
Organism: Rubroshorea leprosula
Lineage: Eukaryota; Viridiplantae; Streptophyta; Magnoliopsida; Malvales; Dipterocarpaceae
Source: the annotation of a GenBank genome assembly